Molecule: messenger RNA, 1617 nt
Organism: Eublepharis macularius
Lineage: Eukaryota; Metazoa; Chordata; Lepidosauria; Squamata; Eublepharidae
Gene: LRRC69
Product: leucine rich repeat containing 69
Exons: 8
Coding region: 15-1055 (346 amino acids)
Molecular function (GO): protein binding
Source: RefSeq, a predicted model, not a curated record
GCGAGGAAGGCAUCAUGCCGGAGUGGCCACUGCUCCGAGCGCUGCGAGGCGGUCGUGGGACUCGCUCGUUUUCGCUCACCGCGCGUCGGCUACACUACCUGCCCUGGGGCUUAGCCAAAAUGAAAUCGCUGGAAGGCCUGAACUUGAGGGACAACAGGUUGUGUCGGCUGCCCCCGGCUAUGGAGGCACUGAGUCGGUUGAAGAUACUAAAUUUGGGAAACAAUAUUUUUGAAGAAGUUCCUGAGCAGCUGAUAUGUCUCAGAUCCCUACAGAAGCUUCAUUUGUUUGGAAAUAAGAUUACCAGAAUAUCACCCUCAAUAUUUGGUGGGCUGCAGAAUUUGGUACUUCUCAAUCUGAACAACAACAAACUUUGCUGUCUUCCUCCAGAGAUACACAGGCUCGAAAACCUUGAAUGUUUGAGUUUAAACAAUAACCAACUGCAGCGUAUCCCCAGAGAGUUGUGCUGUCUCCAAAAGCUGCGUGAGCUCCAUUUGUCCCACAAUUCUCUCAUGGCACUUCCUGAAGAGAUUGGACACCUGACAAAACUCAAGAUCUUGAGCUUGUCAAGAAAUCAAAUAGAAGAGCUCCCUGAAGGACUUUGCAAAAUGGUGGGCCUUCGAGUUUUAGAUCUAGCAGGAAACAACAUUCAGAUUUUCCCAGCAGGAGUGGAGGAACUUGAGCUGGUGGAACUUUACUGUGAAGGCAAUCCAUUGCUUCAGAAGCAUCCAGUUAGUGCCAUCCAGGAAGAGGACAUUUUGACUCUUAAGGAAAUAACAGCAAGGUUUAUUAUUGCUCAACUGAAAAGCAGCCUUUCUUUACAAAGAGCAGUCAAGCAGAACACAGAAGCGCAGAAUAUGCUUUCCCAGCAACGAGAAUGUGCUCAGUGUGGAUGUGGUUUCCUGAACAUGUGGCUAGAAUGUGUACAGUUUGUAGAUGUGAAACAGCGAAUGAAGACCAGUAGAAACUUGCACCUCUUACCUGUCAAGAUGCUGCUAUGCUCAUACAAAUGCUUUAACCUCCAUGAUGAUGAACUCUUUGGAAUUGCUGUGCCUUAGAACAGGCAGUGAAUGCAUGCAGGGCCUCGACCAUUUAUAACCAUUGUGACAUUUUUAAGAAACUGAACUGAAGCCUGCAUCAAUAUUUAAUUUAAAAUACACAAUGAUGUUGGAAUAACAGUUGCAGAGAAGUGAUCUAGUUGUGGGCAGAAAUUGUUCCCUACAGCUGUGCAGGGCAGGCGGUGUGUUUUGGCAGACUUGAGUCUGCUUCUCAAAAUGGAUGACUCAAACUAAUGACAUUGUUUAACAAUGAGGUAAAGUUUUAUAACGUAAACUCUAAGUAACCUGUGUUAUGUGGUUGCUUUGGCUUCCCUUCUGUCCAGCUUAGUGUGAAAUUCUGAUAAAGUGCUCCCGCUCCCAAAACCUAGGGUCAGGCCUUAAAAUGGCAAAAGAAUACUUUAACAUGUGUCUAGUGAUUACGUAGUCCUUGAUUUCCAUUAUAAAUCCUGUUUUCUAGAAGUUUAUAACUUGGCUUUAGCAAUUGGCUUACAGAAUUUUCAACUCGGGAGAAAAUGUGUUGGAGUGUUUUAUGAAAGAAAUAAAAGUGACAUAUUUUAAGAAA